Molecule: messenger RNA, 1620 nt
Organism: Bactrocera neohumeralis
Lineage: Eukaryota; Metazoa; Arthropoda; Insecta; Diptera; Tephritidae
Exons: 4
Coding region: 768-1550 (260 amino acids)
Biological process (GO): regulation of transcription by RNA polymerase II
Cellular component (GO): nucleus; transcription regulator complex
Source: RefSeq, a predicted model, not a curated record
AUUUUAAUAAAUAACUCUUAAAUGCACAUUAACCACAAAUAUUGUUUUGAAAAUAGCAUAAUUUAAUUAGAAUGAUAUAAAUUAUGCAUACAUAUGUAUAUUCAUAGAAAUACGCAAAAUGAUAAUCACAUCAAUUAACAUGAUGGCAUGUGAGCAUAUAAAAAUAUAAGCAAAAGGCCAACAUACGUCUGUAAUAGCAAUGCAUGUUUCUGAGCAUAAUUUUCAUUAAAUGCUCAGCUCUGUUCACGCGCCACUGUUAAGAUUUCUCCUUCUUAGCUAGCUGUGGUGAAAUGCACUCAUCGCAUUUUGUUAGCUUUUGACAGUUUACACGCCUGUCCGUUGUUGGACCUUCUCUAUAAAUUUACGUUCUCUGGUUUCGCUGUUCUCGAGCCUUAGCGUUACUAACAAACAAGCAUUCAUUUUUACUUACAUAUGUACACUCAGCCCUUUUUUUACGCGAUCUCUUUUUACCCUAUUUCACUCUAAAGCUUAGUACGCAGCUCCCAAGAAACGUAAAAACUUCAUAUAAAAGAACGCUUAAGAAACUGUCAAGAAGCUUUCCUGCGAUAAAUGUACUUGUGCUAGUACGCAGCUCUCAAGAAAUCUAGUACUAAUUUUUGAUACUUUUUUUCAGUAAAAUGUGAAUAUGGCAAACCUCUUUUUGCGAAGAAACAUCAAAUCAACAAUUGUUUCUUGAAAGAAAGUGACAUUUGCGUACGAAUAAAGUGAAGUUUAUAAUUAUUUAUAUUGUUUUAAAAUUUAAAAAAAUGGAUGCAAAUUUAAAAAAUGAUGGCUCAUUGAAACGCAAAAAUCGCAUGCUGAAUUUCACAACGCUGGAGAAGCGCCAACUUGUGAAUUGCGUUAAGGAGUGGCCCAGGAUCUGGGAUAUUAGCAACACAUUGCAUUGUAAUAAGAAUGCAGUAAAUCAAUCCUGGCUCCACAUAAGCAAUGCCCUUGAUAAAAGUGUGGAUGAGUGCAAAUCAGCGUGGAUUAGUAUGCGCGAAAGCUAUCGCUACCAUGCUAGGAUAGCUAAUAAGAACAAAAGUGGCAGCGAUGGUGGGGAAGUUUUGGAAACUCCAUCCUUUUCAGAAAACGUUGAUUGGGAGUUUGCGGAGGAAAUGUCAUUUUUGAUGAAUGUUUCCCACAAACGGAAAACUUUCACAACUCCAGUAUCUUUCGGAGAAGAUUCGCAUGCAUCACCAAUACAUAUCGGCGAGGAUUCUAAUGUGUCACAAACAAGUGCAACCGACUCACAGCAAUCAUACGAUUAUAACCCAACACCCACGAAACGAAGACGGCGAUUAACCUCUCCCAGCAAAAAUCAAGCGUGGAGUCGGUUUGAUAACAUACUCAAGAAGCAAGAGGAAAUGUUGGAAAGUCGCUCAAAUACCACACGCAGCUCCCCUUACGCACAAGCUCUUUCUAGUUUUGAUUGGUUGUUAAAUCAACUGCCUCGAUCUGUUGGCGACGACAUGUGUCUUUCCAUAAAUCUAAUGCUACUGAAAAAGGUUGAAGAACAUAAAAAUAAAAACAGAAGCAACGAUGAAUAACAUUUUUUUGUAAAAAUUUAUAUUAAUAAUAAAAAUUUUGUACUAAAAAGAAAAUAACUAUUUAUAUUAA